Molecule: messenger RNA, 738 nt
Organism: Didymosphaeria variabile
Lineage: Eukaryota; Fungi; Ascomycota; Dothideomycetes; Pleosporales; Didymosphaeriaceae
Exons: 1
Coding region: 1-738 (245 amino acids)
Molecular function (GO): acyltransferase activity, transferring groups other than amino-acyl groups
Source: RefSeq, a predicted model, not a curated record
AUGGCCGACAAUUCAAAUAUCACCAUCGAACCCGUCUCCGACGCCUCAGACUUUACCCAAAUCUUCCACUGUGUCGCCGAAGCCUUCGGCCGCCAAGCCAAGGACUCCGUCUGGAUAGUCACGAGUCCAGGAUGGGACACCCCCGAUGGCCAAAAAAGGGGCGCUGCUAGCCUUGUAAAGCGGUGGCAAAACGUCAAGACCAACAAGAGCGGCAAACCCAACACCGUCUUUCUCAAAGCCACACUUCCCGAUCCCGCAGAUGCGAGUAAGCGCCGCAUAGCUGGCAUGGCUAUAUGGCAGCAAGCUUCAUUUGUAGAUGGGUAUGGUGAUCCUCCUACAGACGACCUCGGAGCAGACUUGCUUCAAACCCUGGAUCCUACUGAUGCCCGGUUCGCUGGUCAGAUGUUCAAGUCGUUGUGGAAGCGGAGGAUUGCGUAUGCAAAGGAGAAGGCUAGUGCUGAUCCGCCAGCUAUCUUCGUUCUGGACAUGUGCGCGGUAGAUCCGGAUUUUCAGAGGAGAGGAAUUGCGCAGAAGUUGGUGCAAUGGGGUUUGGACGAGGCGAAGAGAAGGGGCGACUUGGAAUGUACGACGGAGGCGAGUAGUAUGGGAAGGGGCGCGUAUCAAAAGCUGGGGUUCCAGCCGGAAGGAACGGAAGACAUCGUGUACGAAGUCGACGCCGAGUUCGCAAGUCGGGACAAACCGCCAAAUCUCUUCUUACGGACAGGUGUCAAGCACUAG